Messenger RNA from Megachile rotundata (alfalfa leafcutting bee), 3160 nucleotides. Its product is annotated as Fanconi anemia group J protein homolog. The record is from RefSeq and is a predicted model, not a curated record. Lineage: Eukaryota; Metazoa; Arthropoda; Insecta; Hymenoptera; Megachilidae. Gene Ontology annotation, cellular component: nucleus. Gene Ontology annotation, biological process: nucleotide-excision repair; double-strand break repair involved in meiotic recombination. Gene Ontology annotation, molecular function: ATP binding; DNA binding; DNA helicase activity.
GGCUUUUAAAUUCCGUGGCCCCCUUUGAUGGGGGCCGCUUUCGAAAUCCGCCACAACAGCCACGUAAAUCAGAAGUUUGAUACGUUGGACCGACCGAGAAGUAUAAAUCACGCGAGAAAAUCAUAUUCCUCCCCACUGUCCGGAACGAAUCUUCUUUAUGAAGGUCACCGAACAACGUCAGAAUUAAGACUGUGGGACUCUGCGGUUCAACUGUCUAAUCCUGUUCGCUUCAAAAAUUAUGUUUCCUUGCUUGGAUCUGCGUAGAAUACUGUAUCGUAUAUGUAACCGUUUUUAAACAGCGAGAUCAUCACGAGAAAAAGCGGUAAAAGAUGAUUCAGAAUGAGUAAAUUGAGUUUGAAGAAGUAUCGAGCGAAGAAUAAAAGAUCACAGUUUGAAAAUAUAUUGCCAAACAAUGUCAUUGAAAUAACAGAUGAUGAGAGCGAUACGGCAGAUGAAUCUAGGAAGGACGUUGAAUCCAUAACCGCGUCAUCUUCUAAUCAAAAUUAUGAUGAAGAGACUCUGUAUAAGUUUCAAAAAUCUACAGACAGUGGAGAGUCUGACGAGGAUGAGCAAGGCUCAAUAUUUGAGUCUACGUCAAAUCCACGGGCAAAAACUUCAAUGUUUGAUUGGAAUUACAAGAACUCUCGUCCAAAUAAAAAUAUUAAAGCAGUAAAAGAUGAUUCUUGUUCCUCUGAUGAAUCUACUUCCUUUGAUUCAAAAGGGUAUCAUUCUAAGCAAGUGAAAAAAAAGAUUAAAAAUGAUCAUAAAACAAAUAAAGAACCAGAAUCUAAGAAAGAUGAUCCACCGGAAGUGGCAAUGCAGUACGAGCAAGUAAUAUCAGGGAUCAAGGUGAAAUUUCCUGCCAAGCCUUACUCCUGCCAAAUGGCAGUAAUGAACAAGGUUAUACAAGGUUGUGUGAAGAGCGAGAACUGUCUUUUGGAAAGUCCAACAGGUACAGGAAAGACUUUAGCUCUUCUAUGCAGUGUUUUGGCAUGGCACGAUCAUCAUAGUGCUCAAGUGCAGAAGGAGCAGAAGUCCAACGUUAAUCCGAUAGACGAUGGAGAUUUUAACGAUUGCGGUGCAGGAGUCUUAUACACAUGUGAAGCUUACGAUGAAGAGUAUUUGAAGAAGUUCGACGAACCUACUAAAAGAUCCAAAAUUCCUAAAAUAUAUUACGGUACUCGAACGCACAAACAAAUCCAACAAGUUACAAGGGAAUUGAGAAAAACCGCUUACAAACAGAAAAAAAUGACCAUUUUGAGCAGUCGAGAGCAUACGUGUAUACAAGAGUCGAAUAGAAAUAAAACGGAACUCUGCAAUGAUCUUUUGGAUCCUCUGAAGGGUAAAAGAUGUCCGUUUUACAACGAAAGCAACAAGAAAUCCAUUAACUCGUUCACCUCCUUGGAGAUUCGUGGUGUGAAUUCGGCGUGGGACAUCGAGGAUUUGGUAGCUAUAGGAAAAGAGGAAGGUAUCUGUCCUUAUUUCGCAGCCAGGAAUUUGAUGGAAUUCGCGGAUAUUAUCUUCUGCCCCUAUAAUUACAUCAUCGACCCUGACAUCCGCGAGAGCAUGCAAAUCGACUUAAAGGACGAAGUGGUCAUCCUCGACGAAGCCCACAACAUCGAAGACAUUUGCAGAGAGGUGGCAAGCGUGGCGUUUCGCGAGGAUCAACUCGUGGUUGUCGCGACCGAAUGUGAAGCCCUCACGAAACAAAGGGAGGAUGAUUUCGCCACUUACAAUACUAUAAAAGUCUAUGUUCUUAAACUGGUGAAGUUCAUGAAGACCAUCAGUCUCGAUAUUGUCGACAACAUCACCGACACUUCAUCCAGCCCGUACUGGACCGGUGCAGAGUUACUCGAGUUGUUUAACAUGCACAAUCUCGGGGAAUCCGUGUAUAAAGAGUUUCUGGCAGCCUGCAACGCGGCAAUGGCCGACGUAAACAAUAUGAAGGAAGAGAGCCGGAUGCAUCAAAAGAACUUGAAGCCGAUUAUCUCUCCCAGUACUCAAACGACGUUAGGACAUUUGGGGUUCUCUAUGCGAAUGAUCACUACGCCCCAAUACGUGAACGAUUACAGAGCAUGCGUGAUCGAAAACACGGUCAAAGAUUUUAAAUUUCUGGCCGAGGAUACGUGGCAAACGUUUAAAAAACAAGAACACCGUGCACGGACUCUGAAAUUAAUUUGCAUGAAUCCGGGAGUGAUCUUCGAGCCACUGUCUCGAUCAGUCCGAUGUAUAAUACUAGCUUCGGGUACCCUCACUCCUACCGCUUCUUACCAGAGCGAAUUGAAUACGACAUUUUCACAUAUCUUGAACGCCGGCCAUGUGAUACCAAAGGAACAAGUUUACGCGACCUGCAUAUCGAAAGGACCGAAUGGAAUUCAGCUGAGAGCGAAUUAUCAGACUGUAAACAGUUGGGGUUUUCAAGAUGAACUAGGAUUAGUAUUACUGCGUAUUUGUGAGUCAAUACCCCAUGGAGUUCUUUGUUUCUUUUCCUCGUACAACGUAAUGUACAAACAAACCGAGAGGUGGAAGCAUACUUCCACUUGGAAUGAAAUCUCGAGGAUCAAACGAGUAUUCGUAGAGCCACGUCACGGAAGUGAGCUAGAAUUUAUCAUGAACGAAUAUCGUGAGGUGAUAGAGAAUACAUCGGCCGGACCAAUAGGAAAAAUAAACGGUGGUUUGUUUUUAGCAGUUUAUAGGGGUAAAGUAGCCGAGGGAAUCGAUUUCAAAGAUAACGAGGCUCGUUGCGUUGUUUGUGUUGGGAUACCGUUCCCGGUGAGGAAAGAUCCAGUAAUUGAUAUGAAAUUUAAAUACAAUGAUGCUAAUACCGCGAAAGGUCUGUUAAGAGGUACAGAAUGGUACUCCAUACAGGCAUUUAGAGCUUUAAAUCAAGCGUUGGGUCGCUGUUUGAGGCAUAUUAACGAUUGGGGAGCAGUUAUACUGGUGGACGAAAGGUUUUUAUUACCAGAGUACAAAGCGAAUCUUCCAAAAUGGGUGAAAACAAUGUGGGUUAAUCAAAAGAAUUGCAAUUUUAUGGAUGAACUUCGCGACUUCGUAAAAAGACGGAAGGGAGAGCUAUCGUAAUUAAGUAAUGUUUUAAAAAUUAGGUUGGAACUAUUGAUUAUUAAUUUUGUUAAAAUUAUAUUUAAACCAAAAAAAUAUU